Tarenaya hassleriana is the source of this 3635-nucleotide messenger RNA. Its product is annotated as kinesin-like protein KIN-7I. Gene Ontology annotation, molecular function: microtubule motor activity; microtubule binding; ATP binding. Bases 184 to 3540 code for a protein of 1118 amino acids. The transcript is spliced from 14 exons. Gene Ontology annotation, biological process: microtubule-based movement. The record is from RefSeq and is a predicted model, not a curated record. NCBI's taxonomy places the organism in Eukaryota, Viridiplantae, Streptophyta, Magnoliopsida, Brassicales, Cleomaceae.
CAGCCAUGGCGGCAGAUUCUCUCUCUCCUUCAGACAGCUCAAGAGAGAGAGACUUGGGGAACAAGAAACCACAUUUGAAACGAGGAAUCCUUCUCUCGUCGGAUUGAAAGCGGUUCCAUGGAGAGGAAAAGAAUGUGUGGAUGAAUAAAAGGGUUGGUGAUACAACAAACAGAAGGGCAAAGAAUGGGCGGGGAAGAGAUGGCAUCGGGUGGUGGAAACGCAGAGAAGAUUCUGGUUUCGGUUAGGGUUAGGCCAUUGAAUGAGAAAGAGAUGACGAGGAACGAUAUCUGUGAUUGGGAAUGCAUCAACAACACCACAAUCAUCUGCAAGAACAAUUUUCCUGAGAGGUCUUUGUUCCCGUCUGCAUAUUCGUAUGACAGAGUAUUUGGAUUCGAAUCUCCCACGAAGCACGUGUAUGAGGAAGGAGCCAAGGAGGUUGUCCUAUGUGUACUCACCGGAAUCAACUCGAGCAUCUUUGCGUAUGGGCAGACGAGCAGCGGGAAGACGUAUACAAUGAGUGGAAUUACCGAAUUUGCGAUGGACGACAUAUAUGAUUACAUCGAGAAGCAUAAAGAAAGGGAAUUCAUUCUUCGGUUUUCUGCAAUUGAGAUCUACAAUGAAGCUGUCAGGGACCUUCUCAGCGGAGAUAAUACACCAUUAAGGCUUCUAGAUGAUCCAGAGAGAGGGACGGUCGUCGAGAAACUUAGAGAGGAGACACUCAAAGACCGGAGCCAUCUAGAGGAACUUCUAUCGAUAUGCGAGACUCAGAGGAAGAUUGGGGAGACCUCUUUGAAUGAGACUAGCUCAAGAUCUCAUCAGAUUCUCCGGCUGACAAUCGAAAGCUCGGGUCGAGAAUUUUCUCCGGAAAACGCAAGCACUCUUGCUGCAUCAGUGUGUUUUGUUGAUCUGGCUGGAAGUGAGCGUGCAUCUCAGACGUUAUCUGCCGGUACAAGACUGAAAGAAGGUUGCCACAUAAACCGGAGUUUACUCACUCUAGGAACCGUCAUUCGGAAACUGAGCAAAGGGAAGAAUGGGCACAUACCAUAUCGAGACUCGAAGCUAACACGUAUAUUGCAGAACUCUUUGGGAGGGAACGCGAGAACAGCAAUCAUCUGCACGAUGAGCCCAGCUCGUAGUCACGUUGAGCAAUCAAGAAACACCCUUCUCUUUGCGAGUUGCGCUAAAGAGGUAACCACAAAUGCUCAAGUCAAUCUGGUAGUGUCUGAGAAGGCCUUGGUGAAGCAGCUUCAACGUGAACUCGCUCGGAUGGAGAAAGAGUUGAAGAACAUUGGCUCUGGUUCUGCAAGUUCAGGUUUCUACUCCAUGCUGAAACAGAAAGAGGAAUUGAUUGAAAAGAUGGGGCAACAAAUCAAAGAACUGACAUGGCAAAGGGAUCUUGCGCAAUCCCGGGUUGCGAAUUUACUAAAAACAGGAUCUGAAGAUCGGUCUUUGAGGAUGGAUGAGAAUUCAGUGACGAGCUCCAUGGAUAUCGACAAUCCUUUUCUUUUGGAAGCAUAUCUCAGAAGAAGGAGCAAUGACUCGAGGGGUUUCGGUGAACCUAGUAACUUAAGGAAGACCAAUGAUCUCGAUCUUUUGGAGAAUUCUGAAGAUGAUUACUUCCUACUUGAUGAUAGUACCCCACAGUUUUCGAGUCACGACCUUGGCGGCAAGGACUGGGAGGAGAUCGCUCAAAGAACCAACCAAGAACCGAACAAUGUAUGCAAAGACGUUAGAUGCGUCAAAAUGGAUGGUCGGGAGAUUACUGGACAAUUAGAAAGCGAAGAAACCCGAGAGUCACAAGAUGUGACGGUCGAUAAGAAAGCUAUAUCUGAGGUUCUGUCACCAAGAAAGGAGGAAAAUUUAUCUGGAACACCAUCUCGGGAAUACAAAGAACAUGAGAAAUCGUCUAUGCAAGAUGUGAAACAUGCUGAAGAUGGAGAGAUGAAAUCGAGUACUCACGCAGAAAUUGAAGAUGAUGCUAAGAUAUCUCUGAGGAAGACAGAUGCAGAGUCGAGUCCGAAUGAACUUGAGGGAAAUGAGCAAACUUUAAAGGUCUUGGAUAAGGAUCAACACUUUUCGGUUGAUGCCCACGAAACUCAGCAAUCGAUGGAGAAGGAAGAUGAUGAAUUGAUCGUGUUUGCGGAGCAGCCGAUGAAAUAUUCAGAGAAAAAAACUGAGGAACUGGGUUCAUUUGAGGAGCAGUCUGAGCAAUACUCCAAGAAAGAAGUGGGGAAACUGAAAACGUUUUCCGUGGAGCACACUGAAUUGAGUUCAUUAUCGAAGAAGAAGCAAUCUCCAGAAACAAUGGAGUUAGAGUUAGCUACAGGUGGUAAGUAUGAACAAAACGAAUCACCUUUCGACCAAAGAGAGACGAAGGUAACACUUACAGAUCAUAUAGACAAUAGCACUUACGAGACAUUGACGAAAAAGAUGAAGGAAAUGCAGAAGACGAUCGAAUACCUCAUGAGUAUGCACGCCUCAGAACAACAACAAUCUCCUUCCUUUGAAGCGGAGUAUGUGAGUCCUGCUCACGAAAAGCUGAAAAGAAGUAGAAGCUGCAAAGAAAUUCUCUUGAACGCUCGUUCUCCACUUUGGAUCGAGAAUUCAGACCAUAAAAAAAGAGCAAAGGAAUCUGCCUGGAGGCUCAUGGAAUUGAAAGAAGUUGAUUCCGUUCGACGGGCCUUGAGCAAGACUUUUAACACAUCGAGCGUUUCCUUUGAUACAGAGAGCACUAUCAGUUCUGCCUCCAUUGAUGCAGAGAAUGGAAGUGGCUUCCACGAAUUCGUCGCGGGUCUGAAAGAGAUAGCAAAACAGCACCAGUCGGUUGGCUCAACACACGAGAAUACUCAGGAUGUAAAUGCAGAAAACCUAGACGAUUCUACAUUCGAUCAGACAAAGAGAAAUGACACCGAUGAUUCUGAGGAAGAAGCUGAGGCUAAUGAAACGGUGAAGAACACGAGAGUCGGGAAAGUAGAGGCAAUGGCUAAAGAACAGAAUUCAAGUGAGCCUUCGGAAUUCGAAAGGCAGCAAAAGCAAAUAAUCGAGCUUUGGGAAGUAUGCAAUGUGCCAUUGGUUCACAGGACAUACUUCUUCUUGCUCUUCAAAGGCGACCCUUCCGACUUUGUUUAUAUGGAAGUCGAACUCAGAAGACUGUCUUUCCUGAAGGAGUCCUUGUCUCAUGAAUCUGACACAUCAAGGAGGCAAAGGGUGAAGGCGCUGACGCGUGAGAAAGAAUGGUUGGCAAAGCAAAUACCAAAGAAGUUUACAAAGAGCGAAAAAGAACAAGUUUACAGGAAAUGGGGAAUAGAACUGAACACAAAGCAGAGGAGCCUGCAGGUAGCUCACAGGCUAUGGACAGAAUCUAAAGAAAUGGAACACGUAAAAGAGAGUGCAUCUCUCGUGGCUAAUCUCGUUGGAUUCGUGGAGCCAAACCAGACCCCAAAGGAAAUGUUCGGUCUCACCUUAUCAACGAGGACUGUUCACAUGAAAUCCUCUGGCUGGAGAUUCACCAAAUCAUUUUCGGGUUUAAGUUUAAACUGAACGAAUAUUGUCAAAUCUCUCGUGUUUGUGUGAAGUUGUGAAAGAGACCUUGUAUGUAUGUAUUACGUAAUUACAGAGGAAAUGACUUACACUUA